UGAAGACAACAAAUCCAGAGUGAGGACACUUGCUUGCAGGGAGCCCUUGCGGACCACAGCUGUGCGUGCACCUGUAGCAAGCCCUAUACAGGCUGCAGCUUCUUCUUUCAAACUUCUGUAGCUGUUGGGAACAGGCGACUUCUGGGCAGAUGGAAGAGCGCGUCUGACAGCAUGUGCACUGCAUUCUGGCUGAUGCGACGAAGAUUGCGCAGCUUGGUGCGUUCCUCACAUACAUGUCAGAGUACUCUGGAGGCCAUAAAAGCAUGGGUUUCUUUGUCAAGGGUCAGGGACCCCUUAUGGAUGUUUAGUCCGCUCGUCUGGACGAUAAGUUUAUACAGUCCUGUUUAUGGAAGUUGUAAAGGAGUUUUACGGGAUAAGAGGCGCUCCAAAGAAAUGAAGGUUUGCUAGGGUGAGCUGGCAAACCUUCCGAGAAUUCAAAUGCAUCACCGCAAUCACAGCAACGCUGCAUUAUUGCAUUCGCUCUUGUAUUGUAUUGAAGACACUUCAAGGAUGGCAGUGCUUCAUAUGACAUGAGACUUUGGGGACGACGGUUGUGCAUAGCAUUGGCAGUUUUCGGAGAAGAAUCUGAGCAUGGGGUUUUCUGAAGGGUGCGCAGUCAAACUUCAGUGACUCCGUCGCAGGUCAUUAAAACCGACUUUACGGAGCUCAUCUUUUGGCAGAGGAGGUUCACCCAGCUUAGCUCAGAAGCGACCUCAGGUUUGCACACGCAUCUGAACCAGGCAGACAUUGUCAGCCCCGCCAGCCCAACACCUUUGUCCGCGAUGGAUUCAAGGGGAUCCCUUCCUUGCGCAGUUCCAUGGAGGACCAGCCCAUAGCACGUUUCUGAACCCGACGCUCACAAUUUGCUGCUAUGGCCGAAAAGGGGGGAAUGGGCCGCGCCUGCUAUGCUGCAGGGGGGUGCCCAACUGACUACAUUGCAGUCGUCUUGACUGGGGUAACUUGCCUGUGGCUGCUCGUGACCUCUGCCUUUGUCUUCUACCACCGCCACUUUCCUCCGCUGCGGGCAAAGCAUGUGCCUCUUGUGACGGUGGGGGCGGCCAGCAGUGUGUGCUGGCUGAUCGCAAUGGUGGUCUCGCAGGGGCUGUUCAAAGUCCCUGGAGGCAGCUUUUGGGACUCUUGCUCGCUCUGGAAAGUCUGGCUGGGGGGACUGCUCGGCUUCGGGCUGUGGAUCAGCUGCCACGUGGCACGGGGGUUCCGGCUCUACUUUGUGUUCGUCCGGAAGCACUAUCCGCCGCUAUCGCCGUUCUGGGUCGUUACGCUUCUACUCCUCCCCUGGCUGGCGAUCGCCCUCGCCUUCGAGUUGGGCGGCGCACUGGAUAACGAGUCCGGCCGCUGCACCGCGCCGCUGGGGUGGUACGUUGUGCUGGCGGCAAUCCACGGGGUCUACGUGUUGCUGUUUCUGGGCGCCACGUUGUCGGUGCGGGGGAUCCACUUCAUGUUCAACGAGUACCGAGACCAGAAGCGAACGGCGGCCGUGAUUGUGUGCUUCGCUGGCAUCUGGCUGAUCCUGUGGACCGCAAAGCGCAUCGCCGGCGAUUCGGCGCGGCAGCUGCAGGUCGCAGUGCGCUUCACUCUCAUUGUCGCUGCCGACGUGGCCGCCCUGCUCUUCUCCUGGGUCCCCGUCCAAGCCCCCGUGCGGCGGCUCCUUCGGCCAGGUGGCGGUGUAAAUACGCCACUUGCGGCGGCAGGAGACCACACCGCCCUGACUAUGGGGCCUAUUCUCACCGCGAAGGCGCUUGAGGCGGAGGGGCUGGAGACACUGCUCGGGUUCCCGCGAUUCCUGCAGGCCUUCAAAGAGUUUGCCGACAGUCGCCUUGCGGGAGAGUGCGUCCAUUUCUUCGAGGCCGUCGAGCGGCGGCUAGACGCGGGACACGUGGCCUCCCCAGAGGCGCGCAUCUACGCCGCGGAUGACGUCAUCGCGAAGUACGUGCGCGCGGGGGCGCCCCUGCAGAUCAACAUCUCGGCGGCCAUGCGGGCCAAGAUCCUGCGGCGCAACGAUCUGGCUGCGGAGGACCUCUUCCGGGAAGCGCGGAGAGAGGCGCUGAGCAUCAUGCAGACGAACUUGGAGAAGGACUUCUACAAGUCCCCGCAGUUCGCGGCGCUGAAGGCGGCGCUGGUUCAGGAGGCCGGCGAGUCCGCCCAGCUGCGCCUGAUGGGCAUCUCCGAAGUUUCCACCUUCGCACAGCUCGCGCGCUUGAGCCCCCCCUCGAAACGCCCGCCGAUCCACCCCCCCGGAGCGACCGAAUCGGAAGCCCCUGACAUUUACCAGGAAGAGGAGAAAGCUCAGGGUAUCGAGGUUAAGGACUUUGAAGCGGUGGGAACGAGUUUCGAAGAAGAGAGUUCUGGAGGGAGUAGUGGUAGAAAACGGCUGUCGGGUCCUUUAGCGGAACAUCCGAACGAGGCGGGUUUGGUCGGCGCCGCGGGAAGCUCUAGACGUUCCGAGGAGGCGGGAGCUCUUACCGUGCAGCCACUUGUCUCGCAGAAUUCCGGUGGUUCCGGUGAUGAGCCGUUGUUGCACCGGAAUCAGCCCCCGGAACCCUUACGGACCUCGUACGAAGGAUUUAUCACCCAUCCAGAUCGUGUUGUCAAAAGCGGUGGGGAUCUGGACACCGCAGAACGAUCGAGGCGGCACACGAGCCCCGUUGAAAGUAACGGAGAGCGCUUGGUUCGUCCCCGGCGUUACAGCGAUCCGGUUUCGGCUAGUGUCAGCCCUAGAGAAAGGAGCGGCGCUUCGCCGUCGAUUGUGCGAUUAGCAAGCAGACUGGCGGCUGAAACAGUCGCGUCGGUAACGGGGGCUCGUCACGGCAGCGCGGGUUUGCGAGAAGAAGAGGAAAGGCAGAUGGAAGACACGUUGCUAUGAUUUUCUGAUUGCCAUAAUCGCAAAAAAGUGCGAGUAACCGCGUCACGCCCAAUUCAGCAGUGAACAUUGUGUAAAUGGAUCAGCAACAGAGCUAGGGUGAUGUUAUAGACGGUCUGUCACCAAAAAGGCUUGGUCGUCCCGACUGCAUGCUGCAAAGCAAUCUUCUCG
Molecule: messenger RNA, 3049 nt
Organism: Klebsormidium nitens
Lineage: Eukaryota; Viridiplantae; Streptophyta; Klebsormidiophyceae; Klebsormidiales; Klebsormidiaceae
Source: the annotation of a GenBank genome assembly